Messenger RNA from Mya arenaria, 1987 nucleotides. RefSeq lists its product as uncharacterized. The transcript is spliced from 12 exons. The coding region runs from base 225 to 1979 and encodes 584 amino acids. NCBI's taxonomy places the organism in Eukaryota, Metazoa, Mollusca, Bivalvia, Myida, Myidae. Gene Ontology annotation, cellular component: membrane. The record is from RefSeq and is a predicted model, not a curated record.
UUUGUUAUUACUAUUUUAACAAUAAUGAAAUGAAAACUGCAGUGAGAAAGGGAAAAUAAUGCUGUACUUGCAUGGCUGAAAAUGUUUGUUUUAUAUCUAUAAAGAAAUACACUGGAAGCUGGAGUUGUAUUGUUUUCAUCUUACACUUUCUUAAUCAAUAGUAUAUGUGAAUAGGUAAUGAAUUCAGCACAUGACAUAAGUACACACGGACGAACAGAUAAUUGAUGGAUUACGAUAAUGGCCACUUCAAAAUGACAACCAAACGAUACAAAGUUAGGGAAGAGCUAGAGAUUACCGAAGAAUAUGAUGGUGCCGAUGGAAGCAAUGGAAACCAAGAUGGCGGAGGCGCACAUUUCCAGACGACAUUUGGGCUCGUGCUCUCGUGCAUGGGCUGUGUCGUGGGCACGGGCAACAUCUGGCGGUUUCCCAGGAUCGUAGCGAAUAACAGCAACGAACAAGGUGGACUCGUCUUCCUGAUCACGUGGAUGCUGUUCCUCUUUCUCUGGUCGAGUCCACUUUUGAUUAUCGAGUACGGAACCGGCCGAUACUCGAAGAAAGCCGUGCUCGGCAGUUUCCGGAAGUUUCUCGGAGAUAACCAUAUGUGGUGUGGCGCGUGGAUCACCAUGGUUACAUUCUGUAUCAGUUGUUUCUACUCGGUGGUGCUGGGCUGGUGUUUCUACUAUUUCAUCUACUACAUUGGCCACUCUCUGCCUACUACCGAGGAGCAAGCGAGACGGACCUUUCAGGAUUAUGCCGAGGACAGUCGCUGGCCAGUGCUGACCCACGCAAUAGCCGUCCUGCUUGCCGGUCUAUGUGUGACCAAGGGAGUUAAAACUAUCGAGAAAGUCAGCCUAGUUCUCGUGCCCGUGCUUCUGCUUGUGGUCAUGUUUAACUUUGUCUGGUCGCUGACCAGAGAGUUUGGCGACAAAGGAAUAGAGUUCCUUUUUACACCACACUGGAAGUCAUUCCUUGAGCCACGUGUUUGGGUGGACGCCAUCAGUCAGAAUGCUUUUGACACGGGGGCCGGCAUGGGCAUCAUGAUACCCUACUCUGCGUAUAUGACUCGCAAAAAUGGCAUCGUGAAAUACGGUCACCUAGUUCCCGCUGUGAACAAUUUGGUCAGUUUGCUGUGCGGGAUAACAAUAUUUAGCACAGUGUUUUCCACCCUGAUGUUGAGCAGACCGACGUACACCCAGGCGGACAUUGUCAACAUCAUGAAGGACAGUGGCCCGGCCAGCACGGGUCUUACUUUCAUAUGGAUGCCGGUUUUGUUCGAAACUGUUGGGGAUUUCGGUCGGGUUUUAGCCAUCAUGUUUUUCCUCUCACUUUCAUUCGCCGGAGUUACCUCCCUUAUGUCUAAUUUUGAACUCGCAACAAAAACGCUGGAGGAUUUUGGACUUCCGAGACGUUUUGGAAUGCCCUUGACAAUCCUCAUAACUUUUCUCGUGGGUUUACCUUCCGCUCUCGACAUCGAUAUUCUAACCAAUCAGGAUUUUGUCUGGGGCUUUGCGCUUGUGAUCAACGGCGGUAUGCUUUGGUACAUGGUGCUGAGAUUUGGGGUGCGGAAAUUCAGACAAAAAGUUGUGAACGAGUACAGCGACAACGAUUGGAAUUUGACCAUACUUUGGCAAAUAACUUUACUAGUUAUUGUGCCAAUAGAAGCCAUUGCAAUUGUUGCUUGGUGGGCGAUCGACCUUAUAACAAAUGACUCAGGGGACGGAGAAAAUUGGUACGCGUUUGGUCGAGAAACACUCGUCAUGACGUUGACACAGUGGUUCGGACUGUUGCUACUAGUCAUUCUUGUCAACGUUAUCUACAUCAUAAUACGGGAUCGAAAACAGGAAAAAGUGAGUUAUUACGGAAAAGAAACCGACCCAUUGAUCCUACCAUCGAGCGGAAAUGCCUCGUCACGUGAUCUGGACCAUUCGUUGACUGUAUCACGUGAUUUGACUGGGUCAUUGAAAGAAUUAAAACUAUGAGACGUUUA